AUGCAGAAGCAAGAGGGCAUCAGAGGGCCCUGUACUCACGUUUGCAGGAAGAGGACGCGGAGGGUGGCUGGGGACCCGACAGGCGCCAGGCGAAGGAGUCAGCCAAAGAAGACAGCGCCUGCUGACAUCAAGCCAGCUCCCGCUCAGGCCCUCCGCAGGCACGACAGAGCUUAUUUUCUGACUUCAGAAUGGACUGAGUCGUUGGGGUUCGCCGAGGGCUUGCGCAGCAGGAACCACGAGGCUGUGGCAAUCUUGGGGGGCUGCUGCGGGCGGCGCAUGCGCACUUUACUCCUGAACUCGCCUGGGGGUGGUCCCUCCCGGGCUCAGCACGUGAAAAAAAGAGCGACAACCGGUCAUCUGCAGGAGCCUUGGGGCUCUGAUUACGGCGGGGAGGAGUUCACGAGCUCCAGGCACUGCAGGACAGGUGGCGCAAGUGAAACCCCUUAG
This is a messenger RNA of Rangifer tarandus platyrhynchus (Svalbard reindeer), 447 nucleotides long. The record is from the annotation of a GenBank genome assembly. Lineage: Eukaryota; Metazoa; Chordata; Mammalia; Artiodactyla; Cervidae.